This is a messenger RNA of Condylura cristata (star-nosed mole), 3377 nucleotides long. It is a transcript of the gene PDK4, whose product is annotated as pyruvate dehydrogenase kinase, isozyme 4. Gene Ontology annotation, molecular function: pyruvate dehydrogenase (acetyl-transferring) kinase activity. The record is from RefSeq and is a predicted model, not a curated record. The transcript is spliced from 11 exons. Gene Ontology annotation, biological process: regulation of glucose metabolic process; protein phosphorylation. Bases 191 to 1429 code for a protein of 412 amino acids. Gene Ontology annotation, cellular component: mitochondrion. NCBI's taxonomy places the organism in Eukaryota, Metazoa, Chordata, Mammalia, Eulipotyphla, Talpidae.
UCUCCCUGGGCUCACGCUCCUCAGAGUCCCUGAACGACUGCUCCGCCACCAAACCUUUUUCCUGGUCCGAGUGCAAGCACCUGCUCGCCAGCACACCUGCCACACCUGCUCUUCCGCGGUCCCAGAUUCUGCUCCCUGAAGCCGGCACCCCUCAAGCCAGCCUCUGCAGCCAAGCCUGGUGGGCAUCAAGAUGAAGGCGGCCCGCUUCGUUCUGCGCAACGCUGGCUCCCUGAGCAGCGCCAGCCUGGUCCCCCGCGAAGUUGAGCAUUUCUCCCGCUAUAGCCCGUCCCCGCUGUCCAUGAAGCAGCUGCUUGACUUUGGCUCAGAAAAUGCAUGUGAAAGAACUUCUUUUGCAUUUUUGCGACAAGAAUUGCCUGUGAGGCUAGCUAAUAUCCUGAAGGAAAUUGAUAUUCUUCCUGAUAGGUUAAUAAAUACCUCUUCAGUGCAGCUAGUGAAAAGCUGGUAUAUCCAGAGUCUGAUGGAUUUGGUAGAAUUCCAUGAGAAAAACCCAGAGGAUCAGAAAGCAUUAUCAGAUUUUAUAGAUGCACUCAUCAAAGUUCGAAAUAGACACCACAAUGUAGUCCCUACGAUGGCCCAAGGAAUCAUAGAGUAUAAAGAUGCCUGUACAGUUGACCCAGUCACCAAUCAGAAUCUUCAGUAUUUCUUGGAUCGAUUUUACAUGAACCGCAUUUCCACACGGAUGCUGAUGAACCAGCACAUUCUUAUAUUUAGUGAUUCAAAGUCAGGAAACCCAAGCCACAUUGGCAGCAUUGAUCCAAAAUGUGAUGUGGCAGCCGUGGUCCAAGAUGCCUUUGAGUGUUCAAAGAUGCUCUGUGAUCAGUAUUAUUUAACGUCUCCAGAAUUAAAGCUCACACAAGUGAAUGGAAAAUUUCCAGGCCAACCAAUUCACAUUGUCUAUGUCCCGUCUCACCUUCAUCAUAUGCUCUUUGAACUAUUCAAGAAUGCCAUGAGGGCAACAGUUGAACACCAAGAAAAUUGCCCUACCCUUACACCAAUUGAAGUGAUUGUCGUCCUGGGAAAAGAAGACCUUACAAUUAAGAUUUCAGACAGAGGAGGUGGCGUUCCGCUGAGAAUCACUGACCGCCUCUUUAGUUACACAUACUCCACCGCCCCGACACCUGUGAUGGACAAUUCCCGGAAUGCUCCUUUGGCUGGAUUUGGUUAUGGCCUGCCGAUUUCUCGUCUCUAUGCCAAGUACUUUCAAGGAGAUUUGAAUCUCUACUCUUUGUCAGGAUAUGGAACAGAUGCAAUCAUCUACUUAAAGGCUUUAUCUUCUGAGUCUGUAGAAAAGCUUCCGGUCUUUAACAAGUCAGCCUACAAGCAUUAUCAGAUGAGCAAUGAGGCUGAUGACUGGUGUAUCCCCAGCAAGGAACCAAAGAACCUGGCAAAGGAAAAAGUGGCUGUGUGAAAAGGAGAGGGACGCUCAGGGCACUUUAAGGGAUCAAAGUGGGUUUAGCCAGUGUUGCUUCCUGAAUGUUUGUGUGUGAACUCGUUCCUCAAAAACAAACAACAGCAACAGAACUCCUUGAUGAGAACACUAAGGCAAAGAGGAAAAGAGCUGUUUUCUUUGACCCAGGAGAACACAGUGCUGUACUGUAGCUUUUAACUUAGAAUAACACUUGAGUUUUAUCAAAUCUUGACAAAGAAAUGAACCUCAGUUUUCUGUCUCUUAGUCAGAGAGAAUGGGAUAAGGAGGGAAGAUACAGGCCAGCAGUUCCUAACAGGUCAAUAUUUUAGACCGCUAGUUCAUGUUAUAAGCUAUGAGUGUUUAUUGACUAGCAGUGUCAAUAUACUGGUAUUUUCUUGUCAUUCAAAGGAUUAGGGCAUAGUUUACACUAUGUGUACUUUUUUUUUUUUUUUAAUAUAUCUAUGUGCUCUAGGGAGGGAGAGUUGGUGACUAACAUUCACUUUGAAUGAGAAGGAAUAAGUCAAAAUAUUUUAACUCAAAGUUACAGCUCAGGCAUUAGACUUAUGUGAAAAGUCAGAAGAAUACUUCUGAUAAAUAAGGCCCCUUUAUUAUGGUGUUUUUCCUGUUCACACUUCACGUAAUAAGUGAACACAUAUUGCUAAGUGCCUAGUCUUGGGUAAAUUUAAAAAUAUGAAAAUUUAGGAUGUUGACAGUUGGAGGGAGAUAAGAAUUCCCAAAGUGAUAGCAGAAAUCUCUUAACCUUGUUUUGUUUAUAAAGAAACAGUAGAUGAGAGAAACUAAAAUUAAGGAAAGAAAUCAUACAUCCAGACCUAGGUCAGUAGGAAGGAUGAUUCUUUAACCCACGGUGGUGGCAAUCCAGAGACAUCCACUUUCUAAGUUUAAAAAGAUGUACUUUUGAUAUAUUUUGUAAUAUUCUCUACAGUACACCAUUAACCUAUCUACAAAAAAUUUCUAGUUAUCCAGUGGUUCGAGAAUAUUAUAAUUUUAAAAACUCCUUGGGAUUAAAAGGUUUUCCUGCCAGGAUACUUUCCUUUCUGAAUCAUGGCGAUUUGGGAUAUAAUGGAUGAGAGCUAGAAUGCAAAUGGAACUUUGGGAGAAAAAGGAAUAAUGUGCAGGUUGACAGACGAAUCUGCCAGAUAACUCUUGGAGAAGAAAAAGAAGGAAAGGAGGGCGAGAAGCAGAAGGCAGGCCCUAGCAUAUUUCCCACAAGUUAUAUCUCGAAACUAGCUAUGUUUUCUUGGGUAAAUGGCCAGAACAUGAGUUGUCUUUCAAAACAGUAUGGCUUCUUUAAACAGUCUCACUUUUGCAAGAUAGUAGGCUUUCAUGCAAGAUAAACUCAUUUGUGUCAAAUUGAUGCUUAAAUUGAAAUAUAUAUUCUGCAUUGUAAAAUAAUCAGUACUAUAUGUCAAACUUAACAUUUGUUUCUAAUUUUGUUAUGGCCUAGUAUGGUGCUUCAUUCAGGUAGUAGCCACAAAACCUAAAACUAUUUGUUGUGGAUUUCAAAUUUUACCAUGGGAAACCCUAGGUAGUAACUUUUAUUGAUUAUACAAAGCUACUUGCAAUAGGUAUUUGACUUUUAAUACUGAAAUUUAAACAUUUUCACAUGUAAAUAACUGUACCAAAGACUUAAAGCAAUUGAUUAAUUAACCCAAAUACUGUGAACUAUCUUUGAAACACUAGAGAAAAAGAAAUAUUAAUAUCUUUAAUUCUUAAUAACAUCAAUUGUGUAAGUGGAGUUCUAUAAAUAGAAAUACUCUAUUCUGGUAUUUGUGAAGUCUAUCAUCGGAGAAUUUUAUGAUUCUAGUGGAUGGUUUCUGAAUAUUCAAGCAAACUUAAAUUAUUAAUGUGUAAUUUGUGUCUUUGUCUCUAGGUUAUGUACAGAGAAAUGUGACAAUUUUUAUAAUAAAUAUUUUUUAUUAUAAUAGCA